CCAGCUUCAGAAUUGAAUAUUAGUUUUAUAAUAAUAAAAUGGACGAAGGCGUAAUUUCUAGAGCAAGCAGUAAGAGUACAGGUGCGGUAGACCAGGAAGAGGACUUAUUUGGACCACCCAAGGACCACUCGAUUGAUGAAGGUAUUAGACUUGACCAUCCUGCAGAGAAAAAGAAAUUAUUGUACAAUACAUUUGACAAUGACUCCUCUUUCUCUAUUUCUCCUCUUAAGGAGAAUACUUAUAGAACAGAUAACAGAUAUUGUGUCAUGUUGCUGUCAACCUCUCUGAUGUUCGGAGGAUAUUUCUGUAUGGACCAACCAAACGCCUUGUCUAAGCAUUUGGAGGCAACUUUAACUGGUGAAAGCUCUAUGAAAUAUAAUAUGCUAUACUCAGUUUAUGCCUACCCUAAUAUAAUUAUGCCCUUCUUUGGAGGAGUCUUUAUUGAUAGGGUCGGACUUAAGUCAGCCUUGAAUAUCCUAUUUACACUGUGAAUUGUUGGCCAGGGAUUCUUCGCUUUUGGCGGAUACAUAGAGGGUAGCCAUGGCUACACUAUGGCCCUGUUUGGAAGAUGCCUUUUCGGAAUGGGAAAUGAAUCAUUGAAUAUUGUUCAAAGUGUUUUUGCCAAUAAAUGGUUCAAAGGUAAAGAACUGGCUUUUGUACUUGCUUUGGGAAUGAGCGUCGGAAGAUUAGGAAGUACUUCCAAUAACCUUCUUAUGCCAAUCAUUGCGGAUAAAUCAAGCCUCAGCUCAGCUCUUCUCUUCGGAUUCAGUUUGAUUUGUGUUUGCUUCAUUUUUGGCCAAGUACUGCUUCAUUUUGAAAAGAAUGCUCAAAGAAGAGAAAAUACUACAAUUCCUAAUGAAGGUGAAGAGAAGUUGGAUUUUUCAAUUCUGAAGAAAUUUCCGAUUAGUUAUUGGCUGAUCUGCCUAAGCUGCGUCAGUGUAUACUCUUCUAUCUUUCCUUUCACUAAUAUUUCAAAUAGCAUGUUUAUGCACAAAUAUGACCUCAGCCUGAUGGUCGCAUCAAGGUUGACUAGUUCCAUCUUUAUCAUUGCUGCUUUGUUAUGUGCCUCAUUUGGAUUCUUGAUUGAUAGAAUAGGGUAUAGGAUAUCAUUUGUGAUCCUCUCAUCUUUCUUGUUACUUACUGCACACUCCUCUUUCCUUUUCAUGCCAGCUUGUGACGGGUGUUACGAAGGAUUAUUCCCACUGAUCUGUAUUGGAACUGCCUACUCUAUUUAUGCUGCUGCUCUCUGGCCAAUGAUCCCUAUUGUGAUCAAGGAGGAAUAUCUUGGAACUGCAUUUGGAUGUGCUAUUGCUAUUCAAAAUGCUGGAUGAGGAUUUGGACCAAACAUUGUUGGCUUCCUUCAGUACUAUGACACCACUUACAACAACACCUUGAUCUUCUUUAUGCUCGUAUCUAUCUUUGGAAUUAUGUGUGAGAUCUGCCUGUAUUUCACAAACAAGAAGUACCACUCCAACAAAAUCCAACUUCCUAGUGAGAAGAUAGCAAUGAUUGAGGCUGAGGAGUAUUAA
Messenger RNA from Moneuplotes crassus, 1529 nucleotides. The record is from the annotation of a GenBank genome assembly. Lineage: Eukaryota; Ciliophora; Spirotrichea; Euplotida; Euplotidae.